Micropterus salmoides (largemouth bass) is the source of this 1665-nucleotide messenger RNA. RefSeq names its product Fc receptor-like protein 5. The record is from RefSeq and is a predicted model, not a curated record. NCBI's taxonomy places the organism in Eukaryota, Metazoa, Chordata, Actinopteri, Centrarchiformes, Centrarchidae.
AUGCAGAACACUGAGUUGGUACAGAGUCAGAAUGACUGGGGAGUGACGUACACUUCUACUGAGAUCUGUGCCUUCAAAGGAUCAACUGUGGACAUGAGCUGCACCUACAGAUACCCAUCCAGAAUAAAUGGCAACGAUACUACAGUUGAGAAAACAUUCUGGUUUAAAGGUGAUGAAAUUGUGGAUCUGAAAACAAAGUCAGAGUAUUCAGGUCGGGUGACGUAUAUCUUUAAUGAGAACUGCUGCACUCUGAGAAUCACAGACCUGAGAGAGAGCGACUCAGCUGAGUACAAGUUCAGGUUCAUAACAAACCAACCAGGUGGGAAAUAUACUGGUUCACCUGGAGUCACUCUGUCUGUCACAGAUCUCCAGGUGCAGGUGAGCAGAUUACAGGUCUAUGAGUCUUCUAACUGGGCAGAGCUGAAGUGUCACAGCAGUUGUUCACCUGGUCAUCCUUCCUACAUCUGGUACAAGAAUGGACAGAACAUUUCAGAAGGAACAUCUUAUUCAGCCUACUUUGAUCCUGCAGACAGUUUUUCCUGUGCUGUAGGAGGAUAUGAGAAGUCCCGCUCUCCUUCAGUGUAUGCUCCAAAGCUUCCCUCUGUGUCAGUGAGUCCCUCUGCUGAGAUAGUGGAGGGCAGUUCAGUGACUCUGACCUGCAGCAGUGAUGCUAACCCAGCAGCUACUUACACCUGGUACAAGGAGAAAGGCAAUCUAAACCACCUUCAUCCUCGCAAUACAAAAACACAGCUUGUCUUCGGCUCCAUCCAGUCCUCUGACUCUGGAAAGUAUUACUGUGCAGCUGAGAACGAGCUGGGGAGGAAGAAAUCUGAAUCAGUCUUUAUUGAUGUGAAAUAUGCUCCAAAGCUUCCCUCUGUGUCAGUGAGUCCCUCUGCUGAGAUAGUGGAGGGCAGUUCAGUGACUCUGACCUGCAGCAGCGAUGCUAACCCAGCAGCUAAAUACACCUGGUACAAGGAGAAUGAAGACUCACCAAAAGCAUCAGGACAGAACUUCACCAUCACUGACUUCAGAGCUGAACACAGUGGGAAUUAUUACUGUGAAGCCCAGAACAGAAGAGGACGUCAUAACUCCACCUUACAUCUGAUUGUUGUGGCAGAUGCUCCAAAGCUUCCCUCUGUGUCAGUGAGUCCCUCUGCUGAGAUAGUGGAGGGUAGUUCAGUGACUCUGACCUGCAGCAGUGAUGCUAACCCAGCAGCUAAUUAUACCUGGUACAAGGAGAAAGACCAUGAAGAUCUCAGUAAAGAAUCACAGCUUGUCUUCAGCUCCAUCCAGUCCUCUGACUCUGGAGAGUAUUACUGUGCAGCUGAGAACCAGCUGGGGAGGAAGACAACUGAAUACAUCUUUAUUAAUGUGAAAUAUGCUCCAAAGCUUCCCUCUGUGUCAGUGAGUCCCUCUGCUGAGAUAGUGGAGGGCAGUUCAGUGACUCUGACCUGCAGCAGUGAUGCUAACCCAGCAGCUAAUUAUACCUGGUACAAGGAGAAUGAAGACUCACCAAAAGCAUCAGGACAGAACUUCACCAUCACUGACUUCAGAGCUGAACACAGUGGGAAUUAUUACUGUGAAGCCCAGAACAGAAGAGGACGUCAUAACUCCACCUUACAUCUGAUAGUUGUGGCAGAGUCACCUGAGGCCAAGUCUGAAUGA